Stegodyphus dumicola is the source of this 5481-nucleotide messenger RNA. RefSeq lists its product as uncharacterized. Gene Ontology annotation, molecular function: DNA-binding transcription factor activity, RNA polymerase II-specific; RNA polymerase II cis-regulatory region sequence-specific DNA binding. The record is from RefSeq and is a predicted model, not a curated record. NCBI's taxonomy places the organism in Eukaryota, Metazoa, Arthropoda, Arachnida, Araneae, Eresidae. Gene Ontology annotation, biological process: regulation of DNA-templated transcription.
CAGUUUUUGUUUGGAAUGUCGUCUUCGGCAAAGUUCUUAGCAUGAAGCGAAGAAUAUGUACAUAGACUUUCUUUGGCACGAAGUAUAGCCAAAAAACGUCUACGCGCUAUAUUGAUUGUUUUAUUAUAUGUACUGCCGAAGCAAAUGCCUAUUUUGAAUGUUGUUCAUUGUUAAGGUGUAACGAUGCGUAUAAAUAGCCUCAUUAGUCUCUGUGUGCUUGGUACUCUCAUUAGUCUCUUAUGAAGUUAAAAUAAAUCGGAUAUUAAAGGAAGUUAGAAUUUCGAAUCGAAACAGGUAUUUAUAUAUAUCCAAAAGAAGAUUAUACUCAUGUAUACAUGUAGCAGUUUUGGACUCGAUAGUAGUUUAAACAUAAAUAUAUAUCUUCACGCAGUAAAGAAAAUAAUGCGGUGCUUAAACAGCAACACACGCAUUUUCACACAGGAGGUAAACAUCUUGUUUGUAUGAAAAUUAACAGGUAAUUUAUAAAGUGGAGUUUCACUAACAAAAUAUCAAUCUUCUUUGUAUUAGGUCAUUCAGUAGAAUGGGGGGAAAGAAAUCUUAUACAUGUGACGUAUGUGACAAGUCGUUUAAACGAAACACUGAUUUAAAGUACCAUAUGUUUAUCCACACAGGAGAAAAACCUCAUGAGUGUGAGGACUGUAACAAGUCGUUUGCAAAAAAGAGUGAAUUAAAGGUACAUAUUCGUAUUCACACAGGAGAAAAACCUCAUACGUGUGAAGUGUGUAACAAAUCAUUUUGUCAAAAGCGCCAGUUAAAUAAGCAUAUGUUUACACAUGCAGAAGAAAGACUCCAUGUGUGUAAGGUAUGUAACAAGUCAUUUAAACGAAGUACAGAUUUAAAGCAACAUUCUUUUAUUCACUCAGGAGUAAAACCUCAUACAUGUGAAGUGUGUAAUAAAUCAUUUUGUCAAAAGCGUCAGUUAAAUGAGCAUAUGCUUACACACAGAGAAGAAAGACCUCAUGUAUGUGAGGUAUGUAGCAAAUCAUUUAAACGAAGUGGAGAUUUAAAGAAACAUUCUCUUAUUCACAAAGGAGAAAAACCUCAUACAUGUGAAGUUUGUAAUAAAUCAUUUACUGAUAGGUCUGGUUUAAGAAUGCAUAUGCUUUUACAUACAGAAGAGAAAAAUUAUGUGUGUGAGGUAUGUAGCAAGUCAUUUUUACGAAAAGCAGAUAUAAAUAACCACAUGUUCACUCACACAGAAGAAAAACCUUAUAAGUGUGAGCUGUGUAGCAAGUCAUUUGCAAUAAAGCAUCGUUUAAAGGAACAUUAUCUUACUCACACAGGAGAAAAACCUCAUACUUGUAAUGUAUGUAAAGUAUCGUUCAGUCAAAAGGGUACUUUAAAUUCACAUAUGCGUAUUCACACAGAAAAACGUCAUAUGUGUGAGGUAUGUGACGUGUCAUUCAGAAGAAAAUCUGAUUUAAAGCGUCACAUGUGUAAUCGCCCAGAAGAGACAUCAAAUGAACUUUUUAUGUGUGAUGUGUGUAGUAAAUCAUUUGCAAAUGAAAGUCUUUUAAUUGAGCAUGUCAUUGUUCACACAGAAGACAAUCCUUAUGUUUGUAAAGUAUGUCAACGAUCAUUCAGUCAAGAGAGUUACUUAAACAUACAUAGGGAUAAUGCACACACAGUUCAUGUGUGUGAAGUAUGUUUUGAGUCAUUUAGACGAAAAACUGAUUUAAAACUGCAUAUGUUUUCUCAUACAGGAGAGAAGCCGUAUGUAUGUGAGGUAUGUAACAAGGAAUUUACCAAGAAAGGUCAUUUAAAACAGCAUGCUUUGGUUCACAAUGCAGAAAAACCUCAUGUGUGUAAUGUAUGUGAACGAGGGUUCAAUCGUAAGGCUCAUUUAGAUAAGCAUGUUCUUACUCACACUGAGAAACCUGGUGCAAGUGAUUCAGAUUGGUGUGAGGAGUUAUUAAGAAUGUUAUAAGCCAUUUUCCCAGUAAAAUAGCUUCAUGUGUGGAAGAUAUGUAAUAUGUCAUUUUGUCAAAAAGUAACUACAAUCAGCAUAUGCUUCUUCAAAUUGAACAGAAACCUUAUUUAUGUGAGUUAUACACAGGACCAGCACCAGAGGUGGUACAACUGGUGUAGAUAUACAAGUGGCAGAAGUUAUUGAAUUUAGAGAGGUACUGAGUGAAAAACUCUGAGAAUUGCAGAUAUUGCACUGAGUGCCAAAAUACCUAGUUCUGGGUCCUGCGUAUGCAGGAAAUCAUUUAAACAAGAUAGUUAAGUGUGUCUGUGCUUUAUUGUACUGAAAUGAAAUCUCAUCUGUUUGAGGUAUGUAAUGAGUUAUUUAAAGAAAACGGUGCUUUAACCCUUUUCGGUGCAGUGUGUUCAGUGUGAACACAACAAAAAUAUUCCCUCUUUAGACACUGAAAAUAAUCGAUAAAUAUCACGAAAACUACACUAAUGGUUACUUUUAAUCUCUUUUAUGAAUAAUAGAUGGCAGCAAAAUGCAAGCAAAUCAUUAAUUUUGAGAUAUAUUCUGUUUUUAAAGACACUGACUUUUCAAAGAAAUGUUUCAGAUUUUUUUUAAUAUAAAGAAUAUCAAUGAAAAAAAUCUUUAUAUAAUUUUGUUGAUCAUAUGCUAAUCUGCCUAUUCUGUAUUACUUUUAAGUUUUAUCUUUGAAAUAUUGCAUAUAGUGAAGCCUUCAAUGUAUGGUGUGUUCGGACUGAACGCACUGUACUGGUAGUGCCUGUCACAUGGGAGUGAGUCACAGAAUCUGGUCUCGUGCUUCAAACACGGGGGAGGCUGAAAGCGCAGAUUUAUUUAUAUUUGUUUUUAUUCUUUUCUGUUUUUGUUUUUGAAGAUUCCCAGUGUUUUGUUUUCACUUAGCUAUUUGAUUUUCAGCGAAAGCAGGCACUUUGUUUUCUCUUGCUUUCAUUGUGCGUACUUUGCUUAGUUUUGACUUCUGUAGAUUUUUAUCUGUAUAUAUUUAAUAAUUAUUUUUUCUACACAAUAAUUAAUUGUAAAUGCUAUAAUAAUUUAAUUAUUUUUCUUAUAAAUUUUUAAAUUGUGUAAAUGGCUGAGAGGCCUCAGCAUUGCCGAAGCAAUGAGAGUUUCCUUUUUUUCCCGUUUUUUUUUGGGGGGGGGAGUAGAGUAGCAGGCCACCCAUGGUGCACCCUGGGUUAUGCUAAAUCUGCUACAGAGAUCAGAUUCUACUGUUUUUAAGUCAUAGACCAAGUAUUUUACUGUAAUAUGUGCUUCGUAGCAAUGGUCACCUAUCGUAGCUCAUGUGCCUCUGUUCGCUUCAGACACACCCACAAAAUGAUAACAGUUUGUGAAAUCUUUGUAAAAUUAUACCUGCAUACUCUCCUAGGCCUAAAUAGACUGCCUACAAAUAUUUUUGGAAAAAUUCCAAUUUUAAAGAGUAGCGUGCUCGAAAGGGUUAAUCAAGCACUUGUGUAUUCACACAACAGAAAACCCUUAUGAUUGUAAAGUCUGAAUAUAAAUGUAUACUUAUGUACAUGAAUAUAUGCUCAUUUGGUACAAAACAGAAUCUUUUCCAUCUGUGACCUGUGUAGAAUCUCAUCUGAGUAAGUUUUGCAAUUAGUCAUAAUAUUUUAAGUGCAUACUGCAUAUUUUUCUCUCUAUACAGCAUUUAUUUGUGAUGACUAGGUGAGAUAGUAACUUGGAAUUCUAGCCUAUAUAAUAACUGUUUUCCCUUCCUGCAUUCUGUAAUGUUGCACUUUGAAUGGCCAGUAAUGUAUUAUGAUUACUGUUGUUAUUAAUUGCUUUGUGAACUGGUAUUCUGCUAUAAAUAGCAAAACAAAGCAUUUUAUAAGAAAUGCAAAACUUUAUGUCCAAAAAAUGAAAAAAAAAAAAAAAAAAAACAUCUGGCUGGUCAAUAUUUACAUUUUUAGUCAUUACAUGCUGUUCAGUAAUGAUACUUAUUAAAGCUUUUAAAUUUAUGUGUGCAGCCUGUGCUUAUAUGGGUGAGCUAUUGCUGUGUGCUUGCUAAGAAAUAUGUCAAGAACAUAACACUUCUAGCUGGUAACCGAAAAGAACCAAAUAUAGUUUUCAUGCAUAUGGAUAUGAAAUAUUAUUAAACUAAGACUAAAUGUGCUAUAUGAAAUAGAGCAAUUGUAAAACAUGAAAUAAAUAAUCAUAUUAUAUUUUUCAUUUUUUAUAAUACACAGAAUGAAAGGGUGACUAUACUGUAUAUGUAAAGGCAGAACAGUUGCAUUAUAUAUUAUAUAUGUGAAGAAAGUUAUAGCUCAAAAUGGAGCUUUUUAAGAAGAGUGUUGAGUUUUGGACCAUUUAGCGUAACUUAUUAAUAGCAUUUUCUGAACAGCUGACAAUUUCAAAUACAAAUUAAUUACAAGUAUAAAUGCUUAAAAUAAAAAAAUAAAAAAAAGAAACAAUUACCCAGGUCGGGAUAUUACUGUAUAAUGAUUAGAAUGACACUUUUUUCUAAAAUCUACAUAUAUAUUUUUUUCAUUCAGUACUUUAAACAGAAAAAAAAAAAAAAAAAAAAAAGUUUGCUGCAUUUUCAACUCCUGAUUUCUCAGUCUAUUAUGUACAAUUCCAAAUGUUCUUUUGGUUCUUCCUGUAAAUUUUAAUUAUAUCCAGUUCAUUGCACUAUAUAUUCUUUCACUAGAGUUAUUGAUUCCAUCACUCAGGUGACUUUUUACUGUCUCAUAUGCCUCAAUUUGGAAAAGAGCAAGAAGAUCGACUGCUUAAUAUCGUACUUGCAGUUUUGUUAACUAAAAUAUUACUGCAUGUCUGUGUGUAUUGUUUUUAUGUACAAGGCCAGUGCAUUCCCACUGCAGGCAAAACUUUUAGGAGAUAGGAAAAACCUGGAUGGUAGAAAUUUAGAAGUCGCAGUGUAGUAGUGAAAAUCCGAGUACCAAGCCUGUGCAUAUAUCAUCUAAUAAUUUAUUACCUAAAUCCCUUUUAGAUAGAGGCAUACACUGAGGACACAUUUCCAUUAAUUUUAUAAAAUAAGUUUCCCACACUACGAACUGAUGCAUUUUCAGCAAAAAACCUUUACCUACUUAAUCAGUAUUAUAUUUUUUAGAAGAGUGUUUUUAAGCACGUUUACUUAGAUCAUCCGUUUGUGCUUGGUGCUUAAAUAAACACCAAUGUGACACUUUUUUUGCAUGAAUUAAAAUGAGCUUGUGUGUUUUGAAUUAAUGCACUCAUCAUCCCAUUUGUGCUUGGUGCUUAGACAUGGAAGUGACAAACCUUUUUACACUUUGUAAAAUGAGCUUGUUUUUAAAAUAUUUUAAACAGUUUUUAUGUGUUUUGAAAGCUCCUAUUUUUUAUAUUCCAUAAUUAAAAUUAUUUUGAAAACAUCACAGAUUGUCAUAUUUGAUUUUUAGACAUUUCCCAUCAUUUCAAAAAGUGAGAUAAUACAGUACAAAGUCUUUAAUCCGGACUCUUUGGGACUUUGGCGAUUCCUAAUUAUAGAUCAUGAAUUUAAAUCUGGUAAGAUGGCAUGCAGAAAUUAUACAAUUAAA